Candidula unifasciata is the source of this 564-nucleotide messenger RNA. The record is from the annotation of a GenBank genome assembly. Lineage: Eukaryota; Metazoa; Mollusca; Gastropoda; Stylommatophora; Geomitridae.
AUGUCUAAGGGGAUGUCCAUUAAGGAUGCGCUCAAGCAGUUCGAAGAUGAGACUGGCCAGAAAGCAAAAGAUGCCAAAAUAGUGAAACUGAUUGCUAAGAUACCAUUCAUCGACAAGAUGGAUGCAACUUUGUCGCAGCUAGAGUCGUGUGAACAUCUAUCACUGGGGACAAAUAAAGUGGAGAAGAUCGCCAACCUUAAUGGACUGAAGAACCUCAAGGUCCUGGCACUGAGCAGGAACGCCCUGAAGACCCUGCAGGGGAUUGAGGUGCUCGGUGACACGCUUGUUGAGCUGUGGGUUUCCUACAAUAUGAUUGACAAGUUCAAGGGCAUCACCGGCAUGAAAAAACUCAAGGUUCUCCAUAUGGCGCACAAUCGUGUAUCAGAGAUGCCAGAAGUGGGAAAACUCUCAAGUAUUGCCUCCCUUGAGGAUUUGUUGCUAAUAGGAAACCCUGUAGAAGAAGCCAAAUCAGAGGAAGGCAUUUGGUUUAGCGCGGUGAAGAAACAGCUCAAACAGUUGAAGAAGCUGGACGGUGUUGUGUUAGCUGGCGAUGUCGAUGAUUAG